Molecule: messenger RNA, 2500 nt
Organism: Misgurnus anguillicaudatus (oriental weatherfish)
Lineage: Eukaryota; Metazoa; Chordata; Actinopteri; Cypriniformes; Cobitidae
Source: RefSeq, a predicted model, not a curated record
GCAGGCAGGUGAGCGCAGCGCGUGUAUAGCGCAAGUAAACAUGGCGGCCGUUAGCCACCGGUGUACACACAGCACGAGCAGUUUGCUGUGUUUUAUAUCAUUUCUGUUAAUUGUUUCAUCAUUAGAUGGUGUGGACUGCUCUCCUGAGACGGGUGUGUCGACUGUGACAGUGCUAAAUACCUCAAGACCUUUAUUUUUUAAAAAGUCCAUGUACAAGGACACAGACAUUGCAUUGAGAGUGAAAUUCUUUGGUUGUCCAGAGGAAUUGACAUUUAACAUACAGUGGUAUUUGAAGUAUUACCCAUGUCACAAUCAAUACAACAAUGUGGAGGAACUGUAUGAUAAGACGCCUCAAAUUCGAGGUGCGAGUUUGGACCCGAUCCCUUUGGCACAGGGAGAAUAUGUUCAGCACAUAUACAGAGCAAUACCCUGCCACAGUGGCAUGCCCAGCUUUCCCAUGCUCAAUAAAUCCAAAGCAGUGCCUAAAGAAGUAAGGCCACCUGCAAUGGAUGGCGAGUUACAGGCAGAGAGUUUCACAAGUUCACCUGAUGCUGAGGCUGGCACCUAUAAAGCAAAGGAUAAUGUGAUUGCUACGACCUGGAGGGAUGGGCCCUACCUGCUUGUGGUCGCCGUUCAACAAAGCAAACAGGAUGUCAACUGGAAUUUAACCUUCAGCGUUGUGAUGAAGGGAACUCAUGGUUAUCUCUCCGUCACCGAAUGGCCUCUUAUGGUUUUCUAUAUGGUUAUGUGUGUGGUGUACAUACUGUAUGCUCUGCUGUGGUUCGUCUGGUCUUCCUGUUACUGGAAAGAUCUCCUAAGGAUCCAGUUCUGGAUCGCAGGCGUCAUCUUUUUAGGCAUGAUAGAGAAGGCUGUCUUCUGUGCCGAAUAUCAGAACACUAACAGCGUGGGCUCAGCAUCUCAAGGUCUGCUGAUCUUUGCUGAGCUUGUUUCUGCCCUGAAAAGGACACUCGCCCGUCUUCUGGUCAUCAUUGUCAGUCUGGGCUAUGGUAUUGUCAAGCCCCGUUUGGGUAUGGUCAUGCACAGAGUGGUGGGACUAGGCGUGCUGUACUUCGGCUUUGCCGCCAUCGAGGGCGUUUUGAGGAUCACGGGGGCUAAAGACUCUGAUUUGGCUUUGCUGGCCAACAUUCCUCUGGCUCUGCUUGAUUCCUCUCUGUGUUGGUGGAUAUUUGUCAGCCUGGCACAAACCAUUAAAACUCUAAAACUCAGAAGAAAUCCAGUGAAAUUGUCUCUGUACAGACACUUCACCAACACACUAAUCUUUGCCGUUCUUGCAUCCAUCAUUUUUAUGGUCUGGACCACAAAGAAGUUUCGGUUAGCAGACUGCCAAGCAGACUGGAUGGAGUUAUGGGUGGAUGAUGCUAUCUGGAGGUUCCUCUUCUCCAUCAUUCUCCUGGUCAUCAUGUUUCUGUGGAGGCCGUCUGCCAAUAACCAAAGGUAUGCAUUCACACCUCUCAUCGAUGACUCUGAUGACGAGGAGAUUGAAGAGUUCCUGGUGCCUGCAAAUCUAGCUGAUGGGAUCAAAUUAAGAGCAGCUAAGACAGAAACCAAUGGAACAGCAAAGCCAGCAACACCUAAUCCGGAUGAAGACUUGAAGUGGGUGGAGGAAAAUAUUCCCGCCUCUCUGACUGAUGUAGCUCUUCCUGUUCUUCUGGACUCAGAUGAGGAGAUCAUGACUACAAAGUAUGAAAUGUCUAAAAUGGAGUGAGUUUGAGCAAGCCUCCAGAGAUGAACCAAACCACAGUUCCCGUAACUGGCAUCAGACCCACACCAGAGAGCAAGCGUCAGACUCACGGACUGUUUUCUUCCUUUAGUCGGGAUGCUUGGUGGGUUUGUGGUGUUAAAGGAAUGAAUAAGACUGAAAGAGACGAUGUAUUCCAGCUAAUCUCACUGAACUGAACUUCAUGUGAGGUGUUACCUCUUAUUUUUUUCUGAACUUUAAAAAACGUCCAGCAGACAGAGCCGUAUAAAGAAACAUUUGUUUCUAAACUUCGCUCAUUGCAUACUUGUUAAAAUUGUAAGUGAUGAAAUAACGCAGUGAUAAGGUUAAAACAGUAUAAGCACAUGUUUGUUUUCAUUUUAUUUGUUUGUAAAUUGUCACAAAGUACAAAUACUGAUGAGGAACUUGAAUAACUAAAGUGUCUUUCCUUCAGUUGAAAUCCUGUUUUUGCUGUAUAUAAUGUGAUAUUUAUCUGUUUCAUAAUGGUCCAUCAUUAUGUCUAUAAUUUAAUGUGAAAAGUAGAAUGCUUGUAUGUGUGUUGGAUUUAUGUUUGCUUGUGCGUUUGUCCUCAAAUUCUGUAAAAUGGUCAUUUUGUUAUUUUAUUAAUUCAUUUUUAGGUAUGUUUUUGUUUGUACAGACAGAGCCCAGAUUAAGGUACAACAUUGAGAUGCAUGCGUUCUCUUAAGAGGACUAAUCUUUGAUCUGUAUAAUAAGGCAGAUGUACCUGUAUUACUCGUAAUCUUAACUGUAUUUUUUUUUUUU